This is a messenger RNA of Bacillus rossius redtenbacheri, 4098 nucleotides long. It is a transcript of the gene NTPase, whose product is annotated as ectonucleoside triphosphate diphosphohydrolase 5. Lineage: Eukaryota; Metazoa; Arthropoda; Insecta; Phasmatodea; Bacillidae. Bases 233 to 1651 code for a protein of 472 amino acids. The record is from RefSeq and is a predicted model, not a curated record. The transcript has 11 exons. Gene Ontology annotation, molecular function: hydrolase activity.
UAUUCAAAAGUUGGAUAUAACAAAAAUAGUUAACCAUUUUGUCGGUAGGGAGCUCUGAUACACAAUAUUUAGGAAUCUAUAGGGAUUUUGUCGUGUUCCUCACAUAUCAUAUUCCCAUGAAGCACUGUAGGUUUAGAAUCUCGUUGUCUAGAAUCAAUUUUUUAAAACAUGUCACAUGGGUGACGUUGCGUGCGGAAGUUUUGUUAUUUAGUUGCAGUGAUAUCAGAAGUAAAUGAAUUACGUGAGACUUAUUGAUGACAGGCAGUCAUUUUCACACCAGAGGACUAAUGCUAACAGACCACAGAGCAGAAGUCCAAAGAUACGUCUACAAAAAUGGUUUCUUAUUCUGAUUUCAUUUGUUGCACUCACAUUAGUGGUUGGCAGCUACUACAAAGCCCUGCCAUGGAGCCUCCAGUCGCACGCCACCAACACGCUGGAUGCAGUGGCGUACUCUCUGGGCUUGCAGAAACAUGUGCACGCAAUCAUCAUCGAUGCUGGCAGCACGGGCUCCCGCGUGCUGGCCUUCACCUUCCACGAGUCCCUCUUAGCAGAUGGCACGCUGAGGUUGGACAAUGAACUGUUUGUGCAGAUAAAACCAGGUCUAUCUUCAUAUGCAGAUAACCCUAAAAAGGGGGCGGAGAAACUGCAAGAGCUGUUGGACAGAGCCAAAGAGGUUAUCCCGCACUCGGACUGGGGCCGAACCCCUCUGGCAAUGAAGGCCACGGCUGGCCUCAGGCUGCUGCCUGACCACCAAGCCGACAGCCUUCUGGACGAGGUGAGAAAAUUAUUUUCGACCUCUCCAUUUUUGACUAACGUGAACUCAGUGGCCAUAAUGGAUGGAGUGGAUGAAGGUCUCUUCUCGUGGUUCACAGUCAACUUUCUUCUUGACCGUUUGGGUGGAGAAGUAAAGAAGACUGUGGCAGCACUUGAUUUGGGUGGUGGAUCCACGCAGAUCACGUUUGCCCCCAGUGAAGCAGUCACACUGAAACAAGCUGACCCAAAGUUCCUUCACCCAAUCUCUCUGUUUCAUCACAAUGUCACUGUUUACACUCACAGCUAUUUAGGUCUGGGGUUGAUGGCGGCACGCAAGGCGAUCUUAACAGUGGGGAAGUCAGAGGGUUCCACAACGUUACGGAGUGAGUGUGUUAAUCCUAUAAUAACUGGGGCUCCAUGGACCUAUUCUGGAGUUACAUAUACAGUGAGGGGCCCAGAAAAGCCAGAAUACAAAACAGUUAAAGGAAGUGCCCACACAGAGGAUGAGAAGAGACCGGUGGUGAGGUUCACAGAGUGUGUCAACAUCAUUCAGAAGUAUGUGAAAGGCAAAGUUGAUAAGCCAGCAGAGCUGAACUCCAGAGAAAUCAAUGCUUUCUCGUAUUAUUUCGACAGAGCCACUGAGUUUGGUCUGAUAGAUCCUUUUACAGGCGGAGUAGUAACUGUGAAGGAUUUCCAGAAGGCAGCCAUUAGAGCUUGUGAAACACCAAACACAGAACAGCCAUUCAUGUGCCUAGAUCUGGCAUUUAUAUCAGUUUUGUUAAAGGAUGGGUUUGGACUGAAUCCUGAUGUAAAGCUAAAUCUAUACAAGAAAAUUGAUGGCCAUGAAAUAAGUUGGGCGCUGGGAGCAGCCUUUCACAUCCUGCAAAAUGGUCUGUGAAAACAGUCUAGGAGCGUCUGUGUGUGUAUGCUAGUCAGACACUAGUGGGUAUACGGUUGGUGCAUUCCUAUCCGCUAUUAGGCAUUUUAACAGUUGUCACAGUGUUUCACUUUUAGAAUAACAAUUUCACAUCCUACAAGCCCAGCCAUGCCAACAUUUAAAAACUUCUGAAUACCCUUGUUUUUUACAUUCUUGUUUCUUCCAGAUAAUUUAUUAUGAGGGUUGCCAAAGUGUGUACAGGUAUAAACUUGACUUAAUUUCAGAUAUUGGUAAUUUUCGUAAAUGUAUUAUUGAAAGAUAAGAUAUCUGUGUCAUGGGUGACAUUAUAAAAUGUAAUAUGGCUUCCUUUGUGAUAAUUUUCUGUUUCCUUAUUUUUUGUACUAAAUAAUGCUGUAUGCUGUUUAUUAUUUAACCCUUGAAGAUUGUUGUCAAGUGAAGAGCACAGGAAUGUAUAUAGGUUUCAUGUACAGCACAUAUAUAUAUUUUUUUAUAAAGUGCUAACAUGAUUACAGUAGUAAUUCAUAUAUAAUGAUAAUGUUACUAUGUAAAUAAAGGUGGAGUCAUCAUUUGCAACACGUGAAAAAAAUCUUAGGCAUAAUUUUUUUAUUAAUGCAUAAAAUAUAUAUAUCUGCAAAUUAAAACUAAUUUUCCAAGUUUUUUAAAGAAUUUUUUGUCUUUCAUCUGUUUUCUUUGUCAGCUUCUGCCUUUUUUAUAUUGUAGUUAGCAGAGAAUCAUUAUUGAACAUGUUAUUUUCAUACUUGCAUGUUUAUAUAUUUGCAUUUCGUAGGUCAAGGAGAUUCUGAGUAAUUUUGUGGACGGUAGUUUGAUUGUUGGCAAGGUUGGGCUUCUGCUCUCAGUCAAGUUAUAGUUAUAGUUAUCACAUGUUUUUAUGCUCAAGUUUUGGAAUUUAUUGAUAAGCAUUUGUUUAUUGUUCACGUAUAGUGUGUGACACAUGUGCCUUGAAAUCUUUUCAUUCGUUUGAAUGUUUUGUAGAUAAUAUAAAAAAUAGUUUUUAAAUAAAAUACGUACAUGUCUGUAUAGGUAUAUUAUUUUAAUCUGACACAAAGUGCCUUUAAUAUUGAUCUUCCAGUGGAAUUAGUUAUUUACAUAGUUUUUGUCUUGUAGUACCUCUUUGGUACUACUGUAAUAGUGUGUGAAGAUAAACUGGGCAUAAUCCAGUGUCGAGGGUUGUGGAUCAACUGAAAAAAAAAAUUAAUUUUAUAAGUGUUUUAUGUAAAUUAAAUUUGUGCUGUUGACAAAGUAGAUUUAUGGUUUAUGAGCUGAUUUAAUUAAUAGUUUUAAAUGAGAAUAUUGUAAUAUUCCUAGUUUCAAUUCAUUCUUUCUUAUAUUUAAGUUAUGUUAUAUAAUAAUAAUAAUAAUACUAAGACAAUUUUGUUUAGUUUUUCAGGUAAAAAUUUUGUUUACAUUUAUGUUCUAAAAACAGAUGUAUAGUGAAUGUGAUAAACUGGAGGGAAACUUUGUAAGUUUAAGGAUUGAACUAGGGAUGGCAGAUGGGAUAGCAACUUCAUUACUAAGAAUAUUUUUGGUAUAGGUUUUACACCAUCUUAAAGAUGCCCAUCUGAACUAUGUACAUAAAUAGAUUUAAUUUCCUUUGUUGUAAAGAAAGCCAUUAUAACCUCAUUAGAAAUUAAUUUUUAUUAUUAUGCUAAUACAAAUCAACCAAAUAUAUAUAGAGUAUUCAUGUAUUUAUUUUUAUUACCAACUGCAUUAUGAUUUCAUAUUCAAUGCAGGGGGGAUUGAUUUGAAUAAAUUUCAGUAUAAAUACGGAAGCUGUAUUGAUUUUUUUAACUGCAGUGGCUCUCUAUACCAUAUAAUUCAAAUAACUCCAACAAAUAUUGUAAAAAACUAUAAUGUUUAGCAUGUUACCUCGUUUAUUGAAGACCAGCUCUACUGAUAGUGUCCAGACGAAAUUGUUGUAGGUUGGACUGAAGGUACAUAAAGAAUUACUCCAUAAUAAUCCUAAAAUUUUGAUGUAUAUUUAUGUAGUUAGUUCUGGUGGCAUCAUUGGUAUUGAAUUAUGACAAGAUAUCAGUAUCCCAUCCUUAGUUUAGCUCCAUCUAGAUGUUCCUUAGCUGUCUGUGCAGUGUCGAGAAACAAUUAUGUAUUUAAAAAAAAUUGAAUAAUUUUAGCAAAUACCAUAAAGUUUUUAAUUUUUUAAACAUAAUACAGUUUAAAAUAAUUUUUUAAUGGAUUUAUUUUGGUGCUAGACUCCAACAUUGCCCAUCUCUGAAGUUGCUCUGUAUCUCAUGUCAAGUAUUUGUUGUUAAGGUCAGUUUCAUCCAAGUGAUAAAAAAUGGUAAUAUCGGGAUAAGGUGUAUGUGUUUCACCAUGACCAAUUGUUAACAGAAGGUUAUUAAAUUCCAUGUCAGCAUAAAAUUCAAUAAAUUUGCUUCCUGAAGUAAAAAAUAAAAGUGUAGCUAUUUCAA